This is a messenger RNA of Geodia barretti, 1788 nucleotides long. The record is from the annotation of a GenBank genome assembly. NCBI's taxonomy places the organism in Eukaryota, Metazoa, Porifera, Demospongiae, Tetractinellida, Geodiidae.
AUGACAAUCAGUGCUGAAAGUGCGGAAAAGUUCUACGCAGCGGCAUACGGAUUAUCGCCACACGUAUUCGUCUCGGUGCUAGUGACAAAUUCCUUACACGCUCUGCCCAAUUUUCUGGGAUACCUGGAAGGUCUGGACUAUCCUAAGGACAGGAUAUCGCUAUGGUUCCGUACAGACCAUAAUGUGGAUGGAACAGCGUUCGCCCUCAAGCACUGGUGUAGGAGAGUGAGAGAGCUGUACAAGUCGGUGGAUUGCCAUGCCUCAUACACCUGGACUUACCCCACCAGAGACCCCUACUCCACAUCAGUCCAUCGCUACAAGAACAAGGCUCGACUUAGACAGCAGGCUCUGGAGGCUGCACUGACAGCCGGGGCAGACUAUCUUUUAUCAUUGGAUGUGGAUUGCUUCCUUCUCAAUCCAAAGACUCUUCACACACUUAUGGCACAAGAAAAGACUAUUGUUGCUCCCAUGCUGGAUCCUCCCAAAUCUUCAACUGGUUCGAACUUUUGGAUGGCCAUGGAUGAAAUGGGUCAGUAUGCGACUGAUGACCUAUACAUGGGUAUUGUUCAGAGAAAGAGAGUUGGCUGUUUCCAGUGUCCUCUGGUGUAUGGAGCUGUCCUGGUCCACCUGGCCUCUCCAUACGCUGAGAACCUUGUCUACCACCCCCCGCACCCCAGGUUCAUAGGACGUGUGGAUGAUGUCACACAGUUUGCCUUCUCUGCCCAGAACGAAGGUGUGGGAAUGUACAUUCUCAACACUGAGUUCUUUGGAUUCAUAAUGCCAAACAAGAAGUAUACAAACAUCAAUAAAGCAUCGGAAGACUUUUUCCAGUUCAAGAUCAACACCCUUGCCACCCAUCCUCCUCUGAUCUACUCAAAGUAUGCCAAGAGACAGCGACCUAUAUUAAGAAAUGCUGCUCUGGGACUUGAUGCAAUUUAUGUGGUGAAUCUAGCUCGACGACCAGAACGGAGGGCAAGAAUGACAACCCUACUGGACGAAAUGGGAUACAACUACACCAUUUUCAAUGCCAUUGAUGGAAGGAAUCUCAAUGAUAGCUAUCUGGAAGAUGAGCUAGGGAUAAGGUAUCUGGAUAUAGAGUUGGAUGAGUUUGAAGCCAACAACAAAAAGAUGCGCAAGGGGCAGGUUGGAUGCUUCCUCAGCCACUACACCAUCUGGAAGAAGAUGCUUGAAGAGAAGCAGGAGACUAUUUUGGUGAUGGAAGAUGAUGUGAAGUUCAAAACAUUCUUCAGCAGAGGACUGUCAGAAAUAAUCAUGGAUGCCAAGAGAAAUGUUCCUGACUGGGACCACAUUUACCUUGGACGCGUCAAAGUGGACCGAAGAGCCAUUGAGCCUCAUGUCCCUGGGACACAAUGGCUGGUGAAACCUGCCCACUCCUUCCUCAUGCUGUGCUACCUCCUGAGCAGAAGAGGCGCAGAGAAACUGAUUGCUGCAGAUCCUCUCAGCAAACUGCUGCCAACUGAUGAAUUUAUAAGUCUCAUGCGUGGAACCCCAGCAAAGAGAGGAAAGAAGUGGGCAUUGCACUAUCCGCUGAGAAAUCUGAACAGCUACUCAGCUCACCCAACUCUGGUUAGCCCCACUCACUUCUAUGGACAUAAAGAUCACGUCACUGAUACCGCACCACCAGAGGAAAUGGGCAAGCUAUUGGAAAAGCACAAAAAGAGCAAAGAGAUCAAAAUCGAUGACGGAGUGAGAGAGGGUAUCAAACAGAAAGCUCUUCAGAGGCAGAUUCAAAAAUUCAAGAACAUGGCGGUCAGAGAUGAACUGUAG